Caenorhabditis angaria is the source of this 344-nucleotide messenger RNA. The record is from the annotation of a GenBank genome assembly. Lineage: Eukaryota; Metazoa; Nematoda; Chromadorea; Rhabditida; Rhabditidae.
AUGUCGUCCAACAAAAAAGUGCUCACAAAUGCUGUAAGUUUGUUGUUUUGUUUAUUCGAAUGCGAGAAUCCCAAUCAUUUUUUUCAGCAAAAAGAAGCAUUGCACCACGCCGAUGAACUCGAGAAGGAGGCGAAUCGCCGUAGAAGUGUCGAGGUUUGUUUAACUAACAGUUUCAUGUGAGCUCAAAAAAUCUUGAUUAUUUCCAGAAAAAAUCGACAAGCUCUUACACUGAAGACCGCACUCAGUCUUCAAGAUCCAACUCGAGAUCUCAUCACUCGAACUCGGUUACUGGAGGUGGAUCGAGCAGCAGCAGCUCGAGAAGAGACAAAAGCUCUCGCAGAUAA